Lodderomyces jiufengensis is the source of this 2481-nucleotide messenger RNA. RefSeq names its product DNA replication licensing factor MCM7 (gene CDC47). The record is from RefSeq and is a predicted model, not a curated record. Gene Ontology annotation, cellular component: nucleus; MCM complex. Gene Ontology annotation, biological process: DNA replication; DNA replication initiation; double-strand break repair via break-induced replication. The coding region runs from base 1 to 2481 and encodes 826 amino acids. Lineage: Eukaryota; Fungi; Ascomycota; Pichiomycetes; Serinales; Debaryomycetaceae. The transcript has a single exon. Gene Ontology annotation, molecular function: ATP hydrolysis activity; single-stranded DNA helicase activity; single-stranded DNA binding.
AUGGCAACAUUAACAACUACAGCUGCUGUAUUACCAUCAAUUCAAUUAAAAGUAAAUUAUAAAGAUUGUAAAGAAAUUAUACGAGAUUUUAUUCAAAAUUAUAAAAGUUUAUCAACAACAGAUAUUGAAGAAAUACAAGAAAAUGAAGAUGGUGAUAUAAAUAUAGAAGAAGAAGAAAUUAAUAAUUUACAUCAAGGUAAAUAUAUGAAAAUUUUACAAAAAAUUGCAAAUAGAGAUGAAACAAAAUUAAAUAUUGAUUUAGAAGAUUUUAAAAAAUUUUUAAUAAAUUAUGAUGCUGAAUCAACUUCAUUAUAUCAAGAACUGAGAAGUUUAUUUCAAACUGUAAUGGAAAAUACUCAUAGAUUUAUUGAAGUAUUUAGUGAUGUUAUUGAUAAAUUAAUACCAAAACCAACGAAAGAUAUAAGUUAUCAUGAUGACGUAUUAGAUGUUAUAUUAAAUCAAAGAAAAUUAAGAAACCAAAGAAUUCAACAAGAAUCAAAUGAAGAAUUUAAUAUGUUAAGAGAUGGAUUAUCUCAACCAAUUGAUGGAUAUGUUGAUAUGGAAGAUCCAUCAGAUUUACAUUUAUUUCCUGCAAAAUUAACAAGAAGAUAUUGUUUAUAUUUUAAGCCACCAGUAUCAGAAUAUGAUAAAUCUUUAUCAGUUAGACAAACAAAGGGGAAAUUUGUUGGGCAUUACAUUACUGUAAGAGGUAUAGUUACAAGAGUAAGUGAUGUUAAACCAAGUGUUUUAGUUAUUGCAUAUACUUGUGAUAAAUGUGGUUAUGAAAUUUUUCAAGAAGUUAAUUCAAAAGUUUUCACUCCUUUAACUGUAUGUAAUUCACCAGUUUGUUCAGCAGAUAAUAAUAAAGGUCAAUUAUUUAUGUCAACAAGAGCUUCAAAAUUUUCAAGUUUUCAAGAAGUUAAAAUUCAAGAAAUGUCAAAUCAAGUUCCUGUGGGACAUAUUCCAAGAAGUUUAACUAUUCAUGUAAAUGGAGAUUUAGUUAGAUCAAUGAAUCCUGGUGAUACUGUUGAUGUAAGUGGUAUAUUUAUGCCAUCUCCAUAUACUGGGUAUAGAGCUUUAAAAGCUGGUUUAUUAACUGAAACAUAUUUAGAAGCUCAAUAUGUUAAACAACAUAAGAAACAAUAUGAAUUAAUGGAUUUAUCAGGUAAUGUAGAUUCUCAUAUUAUGGAAUUAAGAUAUGGAAAUGUCGAUAUAUAUAAUCAAUUAGCAAAAUCAAUAGCUCCAGAAAUUUAUGGACAUUUAGAUGUUAAAAAAAUCUUAUUGUUGUUACUUUGUGGUGGUGUUACAAAAGAAAUUGGUGAUGGAUUAAAAAUUAGAGGUGAUAUAAAUGUUUGUCUUAUGGGAGAUCCAGGUGUAGCUAAAUCACAAUUAUUAAAAGCAAUAAAUAAAAUUGCACCGAGAUCUGUUUAUACUACUGGUAGAGGUUCUUCAGGAGUUGGUUUAACUGCUGCAGUAAUGAGAGAUCCAAUAACUGAUGAAAUGAUUUUAGAAGGUGGUGCAUUGGUUUUAGCAGAUAAUGGUAUAUGUUGUAUUGAUGAGUUUGAUAAAAUGGAAGAAAAUGAUCGUACUGCCAUUCAUGAAGUUAUGGAACAACAAACUAUUUCAAUUUCAAAAGCUGGAAUUACAACUACUUUAAAUGCAAGAACUUCAAUAUUAGCAGCAGCAAAUCCAUUAUAUGGUAGAUAUAAUACAAAAUUAUCACCACAUGAAAAUAUUAAUUUACCAGCAGCAUUAUUAUCAAGAUUUGAUAUAAUGUUUUUAAUAUUAGAUCAACCGAAUAGAGAAAAUGAUGAAAUGUUAGCAAGACAUGUCACAUAUGUUCAUAUGCAUAAUAAACAACCAAAUUUUAUAAAUAAUGAAGAUGGAGAAGAAGAUUUUGAACCAAUUGAUUCAAAAACUAUAAGAGAAUAUAUAUCAAAAGCAAGAACUUAUAGACCAAUAGUUCCUAAAGAAGUCGGAGAUUAUGUUGUACAAUCAUAUAUAAAUAUGAGAAAAGAAUCUCAUAGAAAUGAAGGUUCAAUUAAAAAAUUCAGUCAUAUUACACCAAGAACUUUAUUAGGUAUAUUAAGAUUAUCACAAGCAUCAGCAAGAUUAAAAUUUUCAAAUAUAGUAACAAUGGAAGAUGUUGAUGAAAGUUUAAGGUUAAUUGAAGUUUCCAAAUCUUCAUUAUUUUCAGAUCAAGAAGAAAUUAGAGAUGAUGAAUCAACCACUUCAAAAAUUUUCCAAAUUAUUAGAAAUUUAUCAAUAGAUGAUUCAACAGGAAAUUUGAAAAAACAUUUAUCUAUGCAAUUAAUCAAAGAUAGAGUUAUUGCUAAAGGUUUUACACAACAACAAUUAGAUGAUUGUAUGUUUGAAUAUGAUGGGGUUGGAUUAUGGCAAAUUAUUGAUAAUGGAGAAACUUUAAUGUUUACAAACACUGGUGAUGAAAAUAAUGAUGAUGAUGAUGCAAUGGAAGAUUAA